UUAACUCAAUACAAGAGCUCGCUUCUUCUCAACCUUCCCUUUCCCCUUCUUCAUCAAUCCCAACAACAAGAAGAACGAGACGAUUCCCCAAUCCCCAGCACGCUCACCAGCAUCGUGGUCAAUUCCUUCAGCUUGUAGACUAGACAGCUGAUCCAUCCCAUCCCUGUCUUACUCACUGUGAUCAAACUUUCAGCUCGCCCUCCCCUGUACUAGCACGCCCCAACACUCAGAACCAUGUCAAACACCAAGAACUCCGCGGUAUCUGAUGAUCCGGUUGAUGUUCUUGUUGUCCUGCACAACAAGUUUGACCUCCUUGACUUUGCAGCGGUCACCGAGGUCCUCACCACAGCUCUGCACAAUAAGGACGAUCCUUCUUCCAAGGCUUUCGAAGUCACCACUGUUGCUGCCGAACCCAAGGCCCUGUCCGAGCAGGGCGUCAUUGUUGCGACCAAUAUCUCGUUCAAGGAAGCCUACGAUCAACUUGAUGACUACGAUGUCCUCGUCGUUCUUGGCGGUAACAGCGAGGCCAUUCUCAAGGAGAAGGCCGAGCCCCUGAAGAUUGUCAAGGCCUACAGUGACCUUCAGAUGAAAGACACUGGCCGAGAGAGAACUCUCUUGUCCAUCUGCACUGGUUCCCUCUUCCUUGCUGAGCAGGGCAUCCUCUCUGGCCUCGCAGCCACGUGCCAUCCCGACUUCAUGACGGCUUUCGAGAAUAUCUGCAGUCAUUCAUCUGUCCGUGACGGUACCGACAGAACUGACGUUGAUGAGGAGGCUCGCUACGUUGUCAACAACCUUCGAUUCGAGAUCGGUGACGAAGACGAGAACCCUUACAUUCGCCGCAAGUCAGAUGCUGGCAGACGCCCGUCCGCUGGUGCACGCAAGGGUAGCAUCUCAUUCAAGGGGACGUCCCGCCGGGAGUCUGUUGCCAGGCGCGCAGCGAUGAGACUCGGUGGUCUUCGGGUCAUCACGAGUGGGGGAUCAACUGCUGGCAUAGAUGCAACCUUGUAUCUUGUCAGCAUUCUGGUCGACGAUGAGGCCGCCAACGAGACGGCUCGUGUUUUGCAGCACAACUGGGUCAAGGGUACCGUUGUGGACGGUCUUGACGUUUAGACGGAUAGACAAAAGCGAUUGAAUGAGUCGAGAUCAUCCAAGUCUCGCUCAUAGUAGGCAUAAAGCAUGCAAACCGGACAGGUCAUGAUAGUUUCCAUCCUCGCUCAAUAAAGUAAAAAACAAUGUUCAGUUAAUUAUA
This is a messenger RNA of Truncatella angustata, 1249 nucleotides long. Its product is annotated as ThiJ/PfpI family protein. The coding region runs from base 235 to 1110 and encodes 291 amino acids. Lineage: Eukaryota; Fungi; Ascomycota; Sordariomycetes; Amphisphaeriales; Sporocadaceae. The transcript has 3 exons. The record is from RefSeq and is a predicted model, not a curated record.